Porites evermanni is the source of this 5475-nucleotide messenger RNA. The record is from the annotation of a GenBank genome assembly. Lineage: Eukaryota; Metazoa; Cnidaria; Anthozoa; Scleractinia; Poritidae.
AUGGCGGACUCGGGGAAAGGAGGGAAUGAGGAACAUGAAAUGACAAAUCGCAAAAUGUCUGAAUCAGGACAACCAGCAAAUAAUCAAAACAACCACGUACAGAAGAGUGAAAAUUCUAAGAAAUCCCUGAAAAAGAAAGGUAUGAAGACAGCCGGUUUAGUAAAAAAUUUGGCCACAUUAUAUUCUUAGUGUCAAACUGUUUAUUUGCUACUGCAAACUAAUUGGGACACAGAGGGAACAGAAGCGAUAAUAAGAUGAGGCAGCACACUUCUGAGUGUUAUUCGAUGUUUUACCCUAUACAUUGAGAUAGUGAUAUCUUUCAAAUACCUUUAUUUUCCAGGCUAGAUAAGACUGGACUCAGCUGGACUAGCCUGGGACCAGGCCACUGCUGGGCUCUCUUCACUCGCCGAUAUUUUUCCUAUUGACCCCGUUUUGUGCCUCUUUCCCCCACUUUGGAGCCUGGUCCCAGGCUAGACUGGAAUCAGGUACUCUUCUGAUUGGCUUUUAUAGACAAUCUUAAACAACUGGAGUAAUCUCUGAGUAAUGUGACUUUGUUAUAGGAUAUAGCCCCAUCUGCUGGUUUACUACAUGACAAGGCGUUUGUGUUGAUGGACAAAACAAUAAAAAAUGUUUUCAAAAAUUACAUAAAUUAGUUUCCAGCAGAACGAGACACUUAUGUCGCAGAUGGCAAGUGUAACAUACAAGUCACCCAUUCCACAGUUCAGAGCACAUGUCACCAUGCUACUGAUAAUGAAAUAUGGGACUUGACCUAUGGAAUGUGACCUGUAUUUUAGGCCCAUCAAUGUCUUAAAGUGUAAUUGCAAAUGAAUUACAGACGAACUGCAACUUUGACAAAUGCAGACCUGACUGGUGGGUGCUGUUGUUACGUGUAGAUGCUCUGAAAACUAGCCCUGUCCAUAUCCAAGGUUGACAGUAAUGUUUUGAUGAAAGCCAGGGACGUUUGUCAGAGUGUUUCAUGGCAUUAGAGUAGGUGAAUGCUGCCUAGAAAUUCUUCGGUUGUGGAAACUAUUUGUCCUACACGUGGUGAAACUGGAAGUCUAUUUUAUUAUUCCUUUUGUUCACGAGAAAAUACAAGAGGAAAUACAUGCAAAUUUUUGGAAACUGAGUGUAAAAUUUUAAUUUCAUCUUUUCAACAUUCAUCUUUGGCUGAAACCUGUGAAGCGAUAAAUGACAAUCUCUUGCCCUCAAACCUCAGUGGUAUUUUGGGGAAUAAUCAGAAUGAUUGUUUCUCUCACCAGGCCAGCUACAAAAUUCCUUUUAGCCUCUAUUACUAUUUCACUAGGCUCUUUGUUACAUGAUUGAAACUAAAAGAUUCACCGCUCUGUUUGAAAUGUUUUCAAGGACGUGAUGUACGGCACGUGUACAUCAGUAUUUCAUUUACAGUACAGUAAGGCCACAGUCAUUGCAUCAUUUACACACGUGUAAAUUGUGUGCAAUAUGGCAGAUUUACAUACAAAAUACAUGCAAAAAAUGUAUGUGAAAUUUUUUGACACGUAGCUUAAAUAAUUAAAUGCAAGAUGGGUGUAUUUAUCGUAGAGAAAUUUCCCCUCUUACUUUUACAUGCAAGCUGCGUGUAAAAGUAAGAGAGGAUCAGAUUAGAUCUGCCAUUAAAAAAAUACUUGCAGAUUGUGUGUACAAUUAAGAAAGGAAAUUUUCCAUACUAUAAAAACACGCGGCUGUGCGUAAUUUAAGCUGCAUGUACAUGUAACUGCUCGUGUAAAAUUUGACAUACGUGUUUUUUGCAUGUAAAUCCACCAUAUUGCACGCAAUUUACUCACGUGUAAAUGCUGCCAUUCCCAUGGCCUGUACUGUAACUUGUUCCAAACAUGCUGAGUUUUAGCUGAAGAUGAUUAUAAAUGAAAGAAAUGUUCAGUUAGUGCUGUUCUUUAUUUUCAAAUAAUAAUCAGGUUUUCAAGGUUCAACUCUUCAGGAAGGCGGAGAGCAACUAAACUUUUCAAAAACUGAAGAUAGCUAAAUGUAAUACUUUUUUUGUUGGUAGUGGAAGUCCUGCUUAAAGCAGCUGGUGAUGCUCCAAUCAUGGUGAAGAAGAAAUGGCAAGUGGAUGGAACAAAACAAGUUGCAUACAUUAUUGAGUUUAUUAGAAAAUAUAUUAAGUGUGAGCCUCAUGACUCACUGGUGAGUAACAUAACUAGUAAGCCAUUUCUGAGUACCAUACCUAUGUAUACCAUAGUCAUAGUAAAGAGAAAGGUAUAGAGGGCUACAGAGUAAUUGCAUGUACAGUACUAUAUUGUUUCAAGAAUAGGUGAUUGCACACACUUUUGCUGUGAUUUUACACAUUCCUUGUGGGAUAGAAAAAUUGAUGUGUAGUUAAAUCAUGAAUGUAGAACUUACUUUGGGAGCGUGAAAGAGUUUUAAAUAAUAAUAAUGAUAAUAAUAAUAUAUUUAUAGUAAUAUCAAGAAUGUGGGCUAUGCAAAAAGUGGAGGUGAUACCUGUUGUUGUAGGAGGUUUGUGAGCAAUACCUAGAAGUCUGAAAAAGUCACUUGAGAAUAUUCAUGGUAUAAGGGUAAUUGAAAAGAACACGUGCAGAAUACCGCAUUACUAUGAACUUCAAGAAUACUGUGGAGAGUUCUUGAGGUUUGAAAGAUGGCCAGACCCUUGUGACUCUUGGUUGUAGCAACAUUUUGUAUAAACUGCUCCAAGGGAAAUUUUCCGGUUGACCCGCAAAUUGAGUUUAAUUGUUCAUAAUGAUAAUGGUAACAAAAUAAUGAUGAGAUAACUAAAAAUAAGGUAUUAGCAAAUUAAUUGUCUGUCUUUUGCAGAGUCCCCUGCUAACUAGGAAAAUGAGAUUUGGUCUACAAAUUAUGCAAUAAUCCUUUUUUAAUCUUCUCCAAUAACUGUAAAAAGUAGCCAAAAAUCAAGCAAAUUAUAAAUGAGUAAAACUCUUGCUAAGCUUAAAAUGACCAAAAUGAAAAUGGCAGGUUUUUUAUGUUUCAGGUUCUAGAAAAUUUCUCAUUUAUUUAUCCACUGCUCUGUACUCCAUGUAGACAUGUAUUACACAGCAUCAAUAUGGUUACAAGUUAUUGCCUUCUUGGCUCUGAUUUUGGAGUUGUUAGUUUGUGUGUGUUGACAUUUAAUUUCAAGUAUGAUACAUUAUUUUAUAACUUGUGAUGACAACAAGGAACUGAAAUAAAACGUCUUCUCAUUUCUGAACAUUAAGAAGAAUAAGCUCCCUGAUACCUUGUACAUUGGUGUGCAUUUAACUAGUGUGACUGUAGUCUCUCCUGCCUUACUAUAUUUGUAACAGUCUGUUUUAUCUUCAGUUUGUUUAUGUAGGCCAGUGCUUUGCCCCAACUCCUGACCAAACAUUACAGAACUUGUAUGAUGUAAGUACUGUAUGAUGUAAAUACUGUUUUUUAGUAUACUGGGCUGUAUACUCAUGAAGUGAUCUCAACAAAAUCAGAGACAAAACCAUUAAAAAGUACCUCUAGAAAAGCAAUUUAUCUAAAGGAAGGAAAAAAUAAUUUUUUUGUUUUUUGCACAUGAAGAAGUCAUUUGUUGUCAAUGUGUCACAUAAGCAUAGCCCAAAGAGUAGACACUCUUCCUUGUUAAAGCAGGCAUGAGCUACAGAAAGUCAAAUUACUUUUCUUCCCUCGUUUUCUGUGAAGCAAAGCUUUAGGUUUGGAUACAUCGAUUAAGCAGGCAUUUCAUUAAUUUGUGUUUUCUCAAUACAGGUUUCAUGUUAGUGCAUGGUAAAAGGUGAUUAACCAAAUAGCCUACUUUUUUUAAAGUAUGUAAGAACUAAAAAUGUAGGUAAACUUUACUUGCAUGUAUUUUUGUUUCUCAGUGCUUUGGAGCUGAUGGAAAGUUAGUUCUUCAUUACUGCAAGACACAAGCAUGGGGAUAAUCCACAGUGUGCCAAAGAAUAUUUUUAAGAAAAAUAUGGAGUUUAAAUUAAUCAACUAAAAUAAGGUUUGAUACCUCUUACCAGCCUGGGAAAAAAUCAAUUCUGCACUGGGGCUGGAUUCACAACUUAGCCCCCUAAGCAGCUAUGUGUAAGUCAGGAUAAAAAUUUUGAACUUUUUUUGAUAACUAUAGACCGUACAAUGUAGUUAAGGAAAACUCCAGACCAUUGUUCCAGAUAAGAAAUGGGUCUCGGGUCAAUGACCCUACAAAGAAGGCUCCCUGACCCGACAGAUGACAUAUAAGUGUUCUAAAUCCAAGUCUAAAUCUAAAUGUCUGAUCUGCAAAGGGCAGUACAGCCCAUCUUCAGCAGAUAUAAGUGUUAAGUGUAAUAUAACGAAAAAAAUUAGCACGUGGUCUUGGUGACCCCUCAGAUGGUGUACAUGACCUCCCGCUUGAAAGAAUUAACUGGAACUCUGCAGACCCUGAUGACAAGUUUGUCACUGAUGACUNCGACAGAUGACAUAUAAGUGUUCUAAAUCCAAGUCUAAAUCUAAAUGUCUGAUCUGCAAAGGGCAGUACAGCCCAUCUUCAGCAGAUAUAAGUGUUAAGUGUAAUAUAACGAAAAAAAUUAGCACGUGGUCUUGGUGACCCCUCAGAUGGUGUACAUGACCUCCCGCUUGAAAGAAUUAACUGGAACUCUGCAGACCCUGAUGACAAGUUUGUCACUGAUGACUCUAUGUACGUACCUGUUUUGACUUGUUUCUUGGGAAACUAGUUAGUUUUGUUUCCCAAAAUGGUCAAAGUCCAAUCUAUGAGCAUAUAUGCCACGAUUAAUUUCUGACAUCAUACACUUUGUUGUGUUGUCAGCCACUCAGAUGCUUUUGAUGGGAGACAUUUUCAUUUUUAAUGUCAUGUGAUCUUUAAUAAAUAGUUAAGGGAAGGAUGUGCUGUUGAGCAGACAAAAAUAGUGUGAGAUUCAUAAUGAUUUAUGUUAUAAGAGUUCAGAAAAUGACCUAUAAUAAUUAUUGAUCUGACCAGGUUAUAAUAGCCAGUAUGGCAAACCCAGUUCAAAUGUGAAGGGGAAGUGGAGAAUCCAGAGGUUACGGAUGUGUGGACAUGUUCAUUUACACCCAUUUCUUGUGUGCCACAAUUCCCACCCUUUUCCUUCUUUCCUUUGGAACACCUUUCAUGGAGUCAGACUGGUCAAGGUUAUAAGUGCAGAGACAGCUUUAAUCCAUCAUAUAAUACUGUGACAAUAAAUUGUACUCCCACAUCUUUAUUACACGCUUCCUUUUAUUUCAUGUCAGCAUUGUGUUAGAUUUGUUGUGGUUAAAUUUUAUCCUUGGUUUAAAUUUUUGUUUUUCUUUGUUUCAAAGUCAUUUACAUAUGUACAUUCCCAUGGCCCAAAACAAGGAAAAAUAAAAUUUAUAUCAAGGAUAAAUUCAAACCACAACAGAUACAUCAGUGGCAACAUUUUUGACCUAUAUGUAGCAUUGGACCAAAUAAAGUGACAGAUGGAAUAACUUGUUGCAAUGUCCAAGUCUCCCUCUGUUUCACAGGAAAAAUAAAGGCAAUAAUUUGUAGUGAAA